Molecule: messenger RNA, 1182 nt
Organism: Rhinichthys klamathensis goyatoka
Lineage: Eukaryota; Metazoa; Chordata; Actinopteri; Cypriniformes; Leuciscidae
Gene: st6galnac2
Product: ST6 (alpha-N-acetyl-neuraminyl-2,3-beta-galactosyl-1,3)-N-acetylgalactosaminide alpha-2,6-sialyltransferase 2
Exons: 8
Coding region: 35-1180 (381 amino acids)
Molecular function (GO): sialyltransferase activity
Source: RefSeq, a predicted model, not a curated record
UGCUUGUUUUGUCCGCAAUGCUUUGCUUGUCAUUAUGAAGAACUUACCUGUUGUCUCUUCACACAUUUAUCGCGCACGGUGCGGUCGCAACAUGAAACUGUGGUUUGUUAGAUCUUUUAUGGCUGCAUGCGUUUGCUUUAUCUACUGGAGUUUGCUGGGAUUGAUGUCAUCAGAGGACUGGAGCACAUUUCAGAGGGCUACGGAAGUAAGCUGGAUUGUUAACGAAAUCGCUGAAGAGGAAGUGCCAUCCUGCUCUUUGAGACGUAUCAUAAAGCAGGAAGACAGUCUGAAAACACAUUUUAGCUUCUCAGUGCCUGUUCUGCAGUGGCGUGAUUCUGUUAUUUACUCACAUUGGCAAACGCUCCGGAGAGAACCGCUGCCCUACGGCUGGAAGGACCAGCCUUUCCAUGAAAUUUUCAAGACUCUUUCAUUGCUUUCACAUCCUGGCAACAGUCGUCUGUUUGAGCGGAAAACGCCGGAUGCAUGUGUGCGUUGUGCCGUGGUGGGUAACGGAGGUAUCCUCAGAGGAUCCGGGCAGGGGAAGGUCAUAGACAGUCACGAUUAUGUUUUCAGAGUCAAUGGGGCAAUCAUCAAAGGUUUUGAAGACGAUGUUGGGACAAAGACGUCUUUCUACGGCUUCACCACCAACUCCCUCAAGAACUCCAUUCUCGCUUAUUACGAAGACGGGUUCGACCAGGUGCCACGUGACCCGGGCAUUGGAUAUAUUUUUAUACCUGCGGAAACUCGAGACUAUAAGAUGUUGUCAGCUGCCAUCCAGGGUGUGUCUGUACCCUCCGGGCCUGAUAAAGGUGAAAGGGCCUCGGAUCUUUUUGGAUAUAAUCCUGAAAUGCAUCAGUUCAAGAUGAUCCAUCCAUCCUUCGUUCAUUAUGUGACUCAGAGGUUUCUGAAAUCCCCACAGCUGGAUGAAUACAGGGAUAUUUACAUGCCCAGCACGGGUGCUCUAAUACUGCUGGCUGCUUUACACACCUGUGACCAGGUCUCUGCGUAUGGCUUCAUCACAGACAAUUACAUAAACUUCUCAGACCAUUACUAUGACAAGGUCAUGAAGCCUCUGGUCCUCUAUGCCAACCAUGACAUGAUGAUGGAGGGACGUCUGUGGAAGCAGCUGCACUCUCAUAAGGUCUUGUGGCUCUAUCAGAGACAAGAAACCAGAAAAUGAUA